AUGACAUUGCAUGCCUUUUCACUCCUAACUGAAGCUGCGACUCCACUUCGGUUCACGGUCCUAAACGAACAGCUCAGUCACCUCGCGGAGCUAGUAGGUAUCCCUGUUGACCAGCUCCGCUGCGUCACGUGUCUCUUAGCUGUGUACCCAUUUGCUGUCCUCGUGCAGAAACUGCCGUCGAUAACUGCAAAGCACUGGCUGCACAUUUGCGGUGGCGUGAGCAUUGCACAGUUCGUCUAUGGUACAGGAUGGCUCCACUCGCUCUUCUCGUCUCUGCUCACGUACGCCCUCGUGUGCUUCCUGCCCCCCGCACGCGCCUCCGUAGUAGUGUUCCUUACCAAUAUGGUGUACGUAGCAGCCCUGCACAUUCACCGCAUGCGGGUGAACUACAUGGGCUGGAAUAUGGACGCGACAGCGAGUCAGAUGCUGUUGCUUAUCAAGUUGACGGGCUUUGUAUUCAACUAUCACGACGGGGUGGUCCCGAGUGCCACAACGGCGGAGAAAGGAGACUCGGACCAUACGAAGCGCGUCAAGCAGGUGCGCAAACAGUUUGCUAUCCCCCAGAUCCCGUCACUGCUGGAGUUCCUGGGCUUCGUCUACUGCUUCACCACGUUCGUCGCAGGUCCAGCGUUCGAGUACAAAGAAUACCGUGACGCGAUUCAUCAGACUCGGUUCGUCGACAACAACGGCGUGCGACGGAAUGUGUCGCCUGCCCGAGCUGCAGUGUCCAAGCUGUUGCUUGGACUUGGACUCAUGGGACUCCUUGUGCAGUUUGGAGCUCUUGCCGACUUGAAGGAGAUUCUGAGCGAUGACCACCAGUCCAUGGUGACGAAAUGGGCUCGGCUCUUCGUUGCGCUGUUUCUUACGCGGGCGAAGUACUACGUAGCUUGGAAAUUGGCAGAAGGUGCCACAGUGCUCACAGGCGCUGGAUUUCAAGGCUUUGACGAGCAGAACCACCCCAGGGGAUGGGAUGCAGUCAGCAAUGUUGACAUUAUGGGUUUCGAGCUCGGGGCGAACGUUCGAGAGAUCUCACGCGCUUGGAAUAAGGGCACGCAGAACUGGUUGGAACGCUAUGUGUAUACCCGUACGGGCAACUCGUUGCUAACCACGUAUCUCGUCUCGGCGCUGUGGCACGGAUUCUACCCGGGAUACUAUCUCUUCUUCCUUACUUUGCCACUGGCAACGUCUGUGAACCGGUUAGCUCGACGCCACGUUCGCCCUUACGUUGUUGAUUGUGCUAUCAAGCCCCUCUACGAUCUCGUGGGCAUGAUCUGCACCGCAAUGGUGGUAAAUUAUUUGGCGGUAUCUUUCGUGGUGCUAUCGUGGGAAGAAGCUGUUGCAGGCUUCCGCUCUAUGCGUUUCGCUGGUCACGUUGGCCUAGUGGUUUGCUACUUACUCUUGACUUUCGUCCCUGUCAAGAAGUCUGCGAACUGCAACAAGACUUUGUAA
Molecule: messenger RNA, 1449 nt
Organism: Peronospora matthiolae
Lineage: Eukaryota; Oomycota; Peronosporomycetes; Peronosporales; Peronosporaceae
Source: the annotation of a GenBank genome assembly